AUGAGCAUGCAUAUAUUGAAAUUACAUACAUCUAUCAUUUUAAUAUCUUCCCUGUUUAUCUGCCAUGAGUCCAUGAACGCGAACUGGACAGUAAAAUCUGAAGCGGUGAACAAUGGACCAUAUCCAUUAGUUAUGAUUCCUGGUACAGCAGGAAGCCAAGCUUUUGCACUCUUCAAAGAUGACUCCGACCGUGAACCUUUACCUUUAUGGUUAAAUAUGAAAUUCUUUGUUUUUUUAAAAAGAUUUAGCGAGUACUUUAUGUUGCAUUAUGAUUCAAAAACUGGUCGUACAAGAGAUACUGAAGGUGUUGAAGUCAUCUUUCCAGGAUGGGGAGAAACAUGGUCAAUAGAAAACUUAGAUGAGACACCCAACGUUUUCUCGGAAUAUUUUGGUCCUUUAGUCUAUAUCCUAAAGAAGGAUUCAUUUUACGUAUCGAAUUUUACAAUAAGAGGUGCACCAUAUGACUUCAGAAAAGCUCCAAAUGAAAAUGACCAGUUUUUUGACAACUUAAAAAUUUUAAUCGAAGAAACCUAUGAAAAUGCGAAACAGCGUCCUGUUGUUCUACAUCCGCAUAGUAUGGGAUGUUUAUACGCUAUGGCGUUUUUGAAAAAGCGGUCUGUGUCGUGGAAAAGAAAAUAUAUCAAAUCAGUCAUAUUUUCUAGCUGUCCAUUCGGUGGAUCUGUUAAAUCACUAAAAGUCGAAGCUAGUGGUGACAACUUUGGGGUGUUUCUACGUAGUCCUUUGAGUUUCCGUAAUGUUCAGCGCUCUAUGCCAUCGCUUACAUUCAUGUUUCCGGAUUCCCGUCUGUGGUCAUCAUCAGAACCACUUAUUAUCACACCGACAACGAAUUACACCACAGCUGACUACGAACGCUUCUUCACAGACAUUAAUUAUACUAUUGGCUAUCGUAUGUGGCAAGACACCUACUCACUUGUCGAUGGACUUGAAAUGCCAAGUGGUAUUGAUGAAAUUCAUUGUAUUCAUGGCUCGAAUUUGAGUACCACAGAUAAAAUUGUCUACUCCCCCCCUAACCUCUUUCACAAUGGUUUCCCAGACCAGGUACCAUUGUUAGUUCCUGGUAAUGGAGAUGGGACAGUCAGUCUUCGUAGUUUGGAAUACUGCAAAAAUUGGCCAGGAACUAAGUAUUACGUGCUGUCUGGGGCUGAACAUGUUCACAUCAUGAGUGAUAUACGCCAUAUUAAUAUUAUCCUCCAAAUUCUCGGUGCAAAUAUAACUCAUGCUUAG
This is a messenger RNA of Heterobilharzia americana, 1245 nucleotides long. NCBI's taxonomy places the organism in Eukaryota, Metazoa, Platyhelminthes, Trematoda, Strigeidida, Schistosomatidae. The record is from the annotation of a GenBank genome assembly.